Molecule: messenger RNA, 1511 nt
Organism: Brachypodium distachyon (stiff brome)
Lineage: Eukaryota; Viridiplantae; Streptophyta; Magnoliopsida; Poales; Poaceae
Exons: 1
Coding region: 526-1152 (208 amino acids)
Source: RefSeq, a predicted model, not a curated record
GGAUAGGGCUGCCUUAUCCUUCCAAGCGAACCAACUGCCAGGAAAUUUCAUCCCUUCUUCAUCUCCCCGACGCCGCCGCUGCUCUGCGCCGCCGCUCCACCCUGCUUCCCUGAGCUGCUGCGCUGCCGCCCCACCCUGCUUCCUCGAGCUGCUUCACCGCGCGCCCCAAGCCUCCCCCACCAUUCUAUUUCUCCAAGCCGUCACCGUCCCGAUCUACUCCGGUGACCGCUGCGCUACGCCGCCGCUCUGCCCCGGUUCCCCGAGCUGUGGAGGUGAACAUGCGUGUGCCCUUUGUCGAGCCCCGCGCCUCCUCGACCGGCGCCGAUCCGUUCCGUUGCCUCGACCGCCGGCUGACGCCGACAAGCUACCGCUCGGUCCUCCUCUACCACAAAUUGACGCCACCGUCGGCGCCGCCGCUCCACCGCCUCGCCCACAAGCCUGACGCCGCCUCGCUCCCCGCUCGGUCCUCCUCUGCCGUCCUCCUCCGUCGAACACCGCCUCGCCCACAAGGUGUUCGACAGAAAGAUGAGCGGCUUGUUCGAUGAUUCGUCAACUGAUGACGAAUUUGACAUGUGUGAAGAGGAGGAUAUUGCUAUAAUCUUGGCCGUGCACAAGAGCAAGCGGCCCAAGCACGGUGGCUCCGUCUCCGGCCGUGAGAAGCUGUGGAGGGAGAGGAUUGAUGCACACAACUGGUUUAUGCGGAGCUACUUCGUGGAGAACCCCAUUUAUCCGAAGAGGUACUUCCGCCGCCGGUUUAGGAUGGGCACAAAGUUGUUUGCACACAUUGCCAAGAGUGUGAAGAAAUAUGAUCGUUUCUUUGAGCAAAGGAGGAAUUGCGCCGGAGAGCUUGGCCAUAGCACCUACCAAAAGGUCACUGCCGCAUUGCGUAUGAUGGCAUAUGGCAUUCCGGCAGAUCUUGUUGAUGAUCAUUUGGCAAUGGGUGAGAGCCAAGCCAUCAAAUGUGUCAAACGCUUUGCAGUAGGAAUUGUGAGAGUGUUUGGAGAAGAGUACUUGAGAGCUCCCAAUGCUCAAGACACGGCGAGGCUCUUGGGGAUCAACAAGGCUCGUGGGUUUCCAGGUAUGCUUGGGUCCAUUGAUUGCAUGCAUUGGAGGUGGAAAAAUUGUCCUGCAGCAUGGCAUGGACAAUUUUAAGGUCAUAAGAAAGAUUCCACUAUUAUACUAGAGGCCGUUGCCGACCAUGAGACUUGGUUUUGGCAUGCUUUCUUUGGGAUGCCCGGCUCUUGCAAUGACAUCAAUGUUCUGUAACGAUCACCACUCUUUCAGAAGUUAUCCAUGGGUGAGUCUGAUGAACUUUGUAUCUUAUGUUGUUGUAUGUGAUGAACUUUGUCUUCGUAUGCUCAUUGGUGUGCUAUUUGAACUAUUUGUGAGUUGUAAUGAACUAUUCAGUACUAUUUGUGAUUGUUGUAUUUAGAUUUAUUUAUCAUGAUACUCAUGUUGUUUGCUGCAUAUAUGUUUGCAAAUGUGAGAAGAAAACAAAUUGUGUGGUGGCC